This is a messenger RNA of Clarias gariepinus (North African catfish), 4388 nucleotides long. RefSeq names its product contactin 5 (gene cntn5). Gene Ontology annotation, molecular function: cell-cell adhesion mediator activity. The transcript is spliced from 24 exons. The record is from RefSeq and is a predicted model, not a curated record. Gene Ontology annotation, biological process: brain development; cell-cell adhesion. Lineage: Eukaryota; Metazoa; Chordata; Actinopteri; Siluriformes; Clariidae. The coding region runs from base 348 to 3626 and encodes 1092 amino acids.
UUAACGGCCAGGUGCGGUUACACUGGGGGGAGACGCGGAUGUGAGGUCAUUUAUCAGCUUCAUCUUAAUCUCGAAGGAGGUUAUUAUUAUAUAUAUUAAUAUUAUUAUUUAAAAAAUAAAAAAAUAAACCAGCAGACGGAGCUCGAGCGGAAACACGCGCUGUGAGUUCGGGUCCACCCGCGCGCGCGUGCUCCGGGAUCCGUGUCUGGGACUGUCUACUGCACACACACACACACACACACACAGCCAGUCUGAGGAGAGGAGUGUGUGUUUUCGCAGAGAUUCAGGGCAUCAGUUUAAUGAAGACUCACUAACCGUGCUUUAAAGGGUGACCCUUCACAACAAGUAUGGGGUCACCAUGGAAACCACUUCUGCUGCUGUCAAUCAUCAGCUGCCUGACAGACUUUGCCAGAUCGGUGGCAGGUAGACCGGUGCCGUAUGCGGCCGUGUUGAGGAUGAAGCUGGACAGCUCCUCUUCCUCCUCCUCCUCACUUCUCAAUCCCAGGACGAGGCUGAGGCAGGACCACGGUUCUUCUGUCCAGGACUGGCCUCUGUUCUCCAGACUGUCAGCUCUCGGCUUUCAGGAGGACGAUCACAGUGAAGAAAGUGAAGAAUUCGGGCCCGUGUUCAUCCAAGAGCCAGACGAUGCCAUCUUCUCUGUGGACUCAGAGGACAAGAAAGUGGUACUGAACUGUAAGGCGAGAGGAAAUCCUGCUCCUACAUACAGUUGGCUGAUCAAUGGAACAGAUGUAGACAUUGAGAGGAGCUCACGCUACCGUUUGAUUGAUGGAAACUUGAUGAUAAUAAACGCCAGCGAGGCCACGGAUUUCGGGAAGUACCAGUGCAUAGCUGAGAGCAGCGCGGGAGCCGUCCUGAGCCGGGAAGCUGUGCUGCAGUUCGCCUACCUCCGUGCUUUCAGUAGUCGACCGAGAGGAGGCGUGUCCGUCAGAGAAGGUCAGGGAGUGGUGCUGAUGUGUAUGCCUCCUCCCCAUUCACCUGAGAUCAUCUACAGCUGGGUCUUCAACGAGUUUCCAUCGUUCGUGGCUGAGGACAGCCGGCGCUUCAUCUCGCAGCAGACGGGGAACCUGUACAUCUCCAAGGUGCAGCCCUCAGACGUGGGGAGCUACAUCUGUCUGGUGAAGAACAUGGUGACCAACGCCCGGGUCCUGAGCCCUCCUACACCACUCACGCUCAGGACAGAUGGUGUAAUGGGGGAAUAUGAGCCGAAAAUUGAGGUGCACUUUCCUCCUACAGUGCUGACUGCGAAAGGAGCGACGGUGCGACUCGAGUGUUUCGCUCUCGGAAACCCCGUCCCAACCAUCACAUGGAGGAAGAUUAACGGGAACAUCCCAAAAAAGGCGCGACUCCGGAAGUCUCAGGCGGUGCUGGAGAUUCCCAACAUCCAACUGGACGACGCAGGAAGUUACGAGUGUAAAGCGGAGAACUCCCGAGGAGGAACGGCCUUCAGGGGACACAUCCAGGUGUACAUGGCGCCGCAGUGGAUCAGUCUGAUAAACGACUCUCAGCUGGACAGCGGUGAUCAGUUACACUGGGAGUGCAGAGCCACCGGCAAGCCCCGUCCCUCUUACCACUGGUUACGCAAUGGAGAACCGCUGAACACACAGAGCCGUGUGCAGACGCUGAGCGGAGAGCUGAUCAUACAGAAAGUUCAGCCGGCCGACUCGGGGAUGUACCAGUGUGUGGCUGAGAACAAGUACGGAGCGAUUUACUCCAGCGCCGAGCUCAAGAUCCUCGCCUCGGCUCCGGUGUUCAGCGCUAACAAAGUGAGCGUCAUCGCCACCGUGGGGAAAGACAUCUACCUGGAGUGCAGACCUCGAGCUUCACCCAAACCCAGAAUCACUUGGAGGAGAGGAGACAGUAAGAUCUCGAGCAGCCGCAGAAUGGUGGUUCUGUGGAACAACACACUUCAGAUCAUCAACGCCAGCCGCGCGGACGAGGGCAGCUAUGCGUGUCGCGCCGAGAACCAGUUCGGCUCGGCCGAGAUGACGAGCUCGCUGCUGGUGAAAGAGGCCAUGAGGGUGGAUCUGAGCCCGAAGCGUGUGGAGGUGACGGUGGGGGAGAGCGUGGUGCUCAGCUGUAAAGCCUCACACGACCCGUCGCUCGAAAUCUCCUUCUUCUGGCAGCUCAACAACCAGCCGCUGGGGGCCGGCCAAGACGACGGCCAUUUUGAGUUCAUCAGGACACAGUCUUCCACGAUGGAUCUGAUGAUCAGGAACAUUCUCCUGAAGCAUGCUGGGAAAUACAGCUGCCGGGUUCACACGAGCGCCGAUACGGUCCUAGCGGAAGCCGAGCUGCUCGUCAGAGGUCCACCAGGACCUCCUGGAGUGGUGAUUGUGGAGGAGAUCACAGACACAACAGCCACGCUGUCCUGGAGUCACGGUGUGGACAAUCACAGCCCCAUCAGCACCUACAACCUGCAGGCUCGCAGCCCAUUCUCCCUCGGCUGGCAGACAGUCAAGACCGAUCCAGACCCGGUGACCGGAGACAUGGAGUCCGCCAUGGCAGUGGAGCUCAACCCCUGGGUGGAAUACGAGUUCCGGGUCGUGGCCACCAACUCCAUCGGUACAGGCGACCCUAGUGCACCGUCCAGGCCGGUCCGGACCAAAGAAGCAGUUCCGUCGGUCGCUCCAGCAAACGUGAGCGGAGGAAACGGACGCCGGCACGAGCUCGUCAUAUCCUGGGAGCCUGUAUCUGAGGAGUUCCAGAACGGAGACGGGUUCGGCUACAUCGUGGCGUUUCGUGCCAACGGGACUCGAGCGUGGAAGGAAAAGAUGGUGACGUCAGCGGACUCCACCACGUAUAAGUACAGGGACGAGACGUUUCCUCCUCUCACGCCUUUUGAGGUAAAAGUGGGCGUGUACAACAACAAAGGAGACGGACCCUUCAGUAAAGUGGUGACCGUGUUCUCCGCUGAAGGAGAGCCACGUGAAGCACCAUCUGACGUUAAAGCGUACGCCAUGUCCUCUUCUGAGGUGAAGGUCACAUGGAAACCACCGAGCCCAGGACCGGGACGACCCCAGGGCUACGAGGUGAACUACUGGAGAGACUCGGAGCAGGAGGAGACGGGGAAGAGGAAGCGGACGCUGGGAAAUGAGACGGUGAUGCUGAUUACGGGUCUGGAGGGGAGCACACAGUACCACAUCACGGUGAAGGGCUUCAACAGCAUUGGCCAGGGACCACCGAGCGCUCCGAUCAGAACCAACACCAAGAAAAACCCACCGAGUCACCCUCCAGCCAAUGUGAUGUGGAUUCAGGAGGGGAAUAACGUCUCGCUAUCCUGGGAACCAGUCAAGGCUCUGGACAACGAGUCUGAUGUCAUCGGCUAUAGGGUGUUGCUACGUCAGGAGGGGCGUGGUCACAGUCAGGUCAUGAGGACCCCCAACACGGCGGCGGUUCUCACGCUGCCAGAAGGAGGAACGUAUAUCAUUGAAGUGUGUGCCAUCAGCGAAGGAGGCGAGGGAGCCGCUAGCUCACAAAUCAGAGUGCUCACUUCCUCAGGUGUGAGGGCGAAAAGUCAGCAGUGCUCCGUACACACUCUCCCCUCAGGCUCCGCGUGGACUCUUCUCCUCCUGACGGUGCUGCUGGUGCCUUCUGCCCCAUGGUGAGGACCUUCACCAUGUGACUCUGCCCCCGUGUGGAGGGAAUGGACUCUGCCUGCUCCGUACAGACUGCCGCGUUGGCCCGAACCAUCUCCAGGACGCAGGAGUUGGCCAAGUGCUUUUUAUUCGACCAGGAUUCCACCCAGUUUAAUUUUUUUUGCUACUAGUUUCUGUUGCAGUUUCUCUUCUCCUUAUCAGUGUAGUAUCGUACAUUGUGCAUAGAACGUCCUUAAAUGACACAAACUGCUGAACAUUUAUCAAAUCCAGCCUUCACUGAGCGCCGGGAACACUGAGGACUGAGACUCUUCAUCUGACACGUCUCCAUCCCUUUAACCCACGGCUGCCUAAACAAGUGAAGCCAUUAAAGCUUAGAUAAGUGCAUUGUUUUUUAUUCACGCAUUAAAGAAAGACAAAGAGGAGGACAAGAAGAAGAAAAAACAAACACACAACAACAACAACAACAUGUUUUUAUAGUGCUGAAUCUUUCCAGACUUCCUUUUUGUACAUCAUGUUAACUUAAAAGUGCUGUGUGUGUGUGUGUGUGUGUGUGUGUGUGUGUGUGUGUGUGUGUGUGUGUGUCGGAGGAUUUUCUAUGUUGUAUGUUUUUGUUAGUUUCUGAUGCACAUGCUGCUGAGGGUCUGGGUGGGUGUGGCCAAGGGAGGCUAGGGGGCGUGGUUUAACCUGUAGUACCCAAACGCAUCAUUAGACAAAGAGAAAGAAUCUGUGAUGUCAUAGUGAACGCUGAAAUAAAUGUCACGUAUAUUUUUA